Molecule: messenger RNA, 1867 nt
Organism: Pogonomyrmex barbatus (red harvester ant)
Lineage: Eukaryota; Metazoa; Arthropoda; Insecta; Hymenoptera; Formicidae
Biological process (GO): regulation of DNA-templated transcription
Molecular function (GO): DNA binding
Source: RefSeq, a predicted model, not a curated record
CGAGCCGGUUCUGUCGUCGGUAUGUCGUCGGGUUCGUCGCGAGAGUCCGAGGGGCAAGAACGGCGCGAAUGUCACAAUUUCUAGAGGACGAGAGAAUCCAUGUCGAGUCGGACGAGAUUUUGUUCUUUCGUGUUCUUUCAGACUCGGGAAUAAUUAAUUAAGGCGAGAGAAUCGAGCAAGAUUGAUAUUUCCAUCGCGCAUAAUUAAUGUAUUCGUGAAUGUCAUGCCGAUACUCGAAAUUAGACGUAUAUAAUGAUACAAUAACGAGCGAAAAGUUAGAGAGUUUUGUCCUCGAUUAUUCUAAAUGACAGAAUGAAUUUUCAUUAGUCCUCGCUGUCAUAGAUUUAUAAUAAUUUGUUAUGAAUGGAAACUGACUCGUUCCAUCAUUGUGUCCAUGACAUGUGAGAAACUGUGCAAUUUGCUUCUCUCUUCUUUUCUCAAACACGAAUAUUAUUCGAAUUUUGAAUAAUUACUUGAAGAUUCAACCUGUAUUAUGAAGGAUGCUACCUCCAGUUGGCCAUUUAGAUCAGAGAAUGGGCAAUGAGAGACCAGUGGUAGUACAAACUAGACGACAAGCCGCACAAGCGAGCAGGAUAUCGCCACCGAUUGACGACGAGCGCAACAUAAAUCCGGAAGCAGAAAAUACGCAGCCGAAUCCAUCACCGAACCGGAACACAAAUCGACGUGUCGCAUCCACGCAAGAUGUAAAUCGGAAACGUCGCGGAAACCUGCCUAAGGAUGCAGUAAAUAUUUUAAAACGCUGGCUCAACGAACACAAACGGAAUGCAUACCCGAAUGAAGCAGAGAAAGAGGCUUUGAGCAAUCAGACAAAGCUGUCAGUUCUUCAAGUGAGUACCUUUUUUUUUUUACAUAUUUUGUAUUAUUUUUCAUUGUGCAGAAACAACAUACAAAAUGCCGAACCUGCAUACUGGAGUGCUCCUCGUGAGCAUCUACUGACCGCACCAAGUGUUCAACAACACAUCGAAUUACAAAAUCGUGGCCUCUCAUCUCGCAGUUUAGAAAACGCAUAUUUUCAUCAACACAAUGGUGAUACCUUCAACAUGCUUGUGGAGCUUGCUGUAGAAAUGCCAUACGCCAUUUCACCUUCUGGAUCGCCAUCUCAUAAUCAAGCACCAUCAGCGACACCUUCACCCACUUCAUUGGCUGUUCCAUCACCAUUGACCGAAUAAGAUUUAUCAGAGUUGUCAUUAUUGUUAUUGUUUGUAUUAUUAACAGUGACUGCUCAAAAAUCGACGACAUAUAGAAAAUUUCCAUGAAAAUUGUGUAUUUAAGUAUAUUAUUAUUAGGUCUCUUUUUAGGCAUUGUCACUGGUACAUUAUUCAAAAAUUGUGUUCCUCAACAAAUAAUGUGAUUAAAGAGUACAAUUUAUAUGUUGAAUAUUUAUAAAAAGAAAUAAAAGGUAACAUUUUUGCCACAAAAAAAAUACAAAUUUUAAUGUUCCAACGACAAAGUCUAAAGUUUUAAAAAAAUAAUAUGUUCUCAAAAGCAUAAUUUUUACAGGAAUUUUCUGUAACGAUAAUAUUAAACUUUAUUAUAAUAUCUACAAGUUGAUGAGACACAAUUAUAUCAUUAUUUUACAUAAUUUUGGUGUUCUACACUCCAAUGACGUUUUGGAUUGUCGUAGUUAUCCUAUUUUCGUUUAUGUCCGUUUAUUAUUAUGUUUAUGUUUCAAAAAUUUUUAAAUGUAACAUUACAAAAUGUUUUCUAUUUACCCUCGCAAUUCGCAUUUACUUUAAAUAAACGCACGCGGAAGACAUCAGGACAAUGCAUUUCGUACAAAUUGCGUUCUCGAAAAAUCAUCUCUUAUAUAACUUUGCGAAAAAUAUAACAUUGAAUCGACAAAAAA